Molecule: messenger RNA, 4290 nt
Organism: Dermacentor silvarum
Lineage: Eukaryota; Metazoa; Arthropoda; Arachnida; Ixodida; Ixodidae
Exons: 3
Coding region: 1-2463 (820 amino acids)
Biological process (GO): central nervous system formation; regulation of Toll signaling pathway; innate immune response
Cellular component (GO): extracellular region
Molecular function (GO): growth factor activity; Toll binding
Source: RefSeq, a predicted model, not a curated record
AUGUCAUUGCAGCUGAACUGUUGCCUGCUGUUCCUUCUGGCGACCCUGGAGGUACAGUGCAGCGCCCAGGAGACAACCACCCGGCCAACAACGUCGUUCAAGCUUCACAGGCCACUGGGGUUCAACAGCAACGGAACCCGAACUUUCAAUCACAGCAUCGUGACGGUCCGCAGGAAGCCGCUGUUCGGCAGCCGCAGGCUCAAGCCCAAACUAGAGAACGCAGCCCCCACGAGCACUGAGAGCCUGCAGAACGUCGUUCCCGACUACAAGAAGUCACCGCUGGAGGGAAAGGACGACGCUGCUCCCACGACGACCAUAUUCCCACCACCCCCCGUGUUGCGUCCAUCACCGGUAGAGAGCGCGGCCAACGCCCCGCAGGUGGUGCCCACAGAGCCGACCUUCAACCCUGAGACGUUCUUCACGACGCGGAAAAAGAAUCCCGUGGUGGUCGUAAGGAGGUUCCCCAAAGGGCCUCAGGGUCAAGGCGAACGAGAUGCAGGGCCCCCAAACGUCGCAGGCCCCCCGCACAACGCAGGUGGCAACGUGCAACCGGGGUUGCUGCCGAUCGCCAACUUUCCCAGGCCACUCCCGAGGCCCGGCUACGGUUAUCAACCUCCUCAGCCUGUAUUCGGCGGUUCGAUCCCAUUGGACGUCCUCAGCGCUCGAGGAAUUCCCAAGUUCUUCACGCAAAGAGAUAUUGAUUUCGUCGCUCAGGCCUUUAGGAAUGCCGCUGGUAAUGAGAGUAUUCCACCUCUAAACAUUCCGGCGUUCAAUGUCCCUUCGGCUAACCAAACUCAGCAGCCAGAACAGACUCAGGGAGGCAUUGUCGGUGCGGAAAAUCAGAAUCAAAACCAGCCGCGAUUGCGAGUGCCUGAGAACGUCCUGAGGCAAGGUUACGCCGACAGCUUGAAUGGUGGUUACCCAAACCAGCCGAGACCUCCUAUAGAUGGCUCGCAGCAAACAGUUCCACUGAACGCGCAGCAACGUCCCCCACUCGGCCCCGAUGGGCGUCCUCUCGUAUUCCAGGUGCCCAAUGGAGCGUACCGAGUCGCCUAUCAACCCCAAGCGGGGCCAUAUCCUAACAACGUACAGCCUCAAUUGUACCCGAACGUGGUUCCGAACGGUGGCUACCCUCAAGGACAUGGUGAAGACCAAGCGUACGGCCUGGACCCUAGACUAUUCCGACCCAGCUACCCCAUCGUACAAGGUGGACUACAAGUCCCUCAACGCAAGCAGCAGCCAUUUAAUCCUGCGCUUCAGCAUCUGCCGACGUCAAGGCCCGGCCAGCAGACGCUUGCCGCUCCGAUCGAGCAGGGAAGGGCUAACCCGGGCCUCGUCUACCAGAACUACCUGCCAGUGCAGAACCUCAGCCCCGUCUCUGGGUUCUCCCCCAGUGGGACAGCCAACCUACAGGCUGGCGGCUACGCCCCCAGUGGAGCGGUGCCGCGGGGCUUCCGCUUCAUCCCCAUCCCCAGCAACGACAGGGUCGUCGCCCUUCCGGACGAGGUGUUCGCCAACAGCUUUACGCCGAACCAGCUCGUCGAGAUCAGGGACGGCCGUGCCAUCCCCGUGCAGCCCGUGUACGCCGUGUACCCGGGAAGGAACAUGAUCGGCUAUCCACCACCAGCGUCUACAAAGGAGGCUGCCGAGCGUCCACCAGUGGGAGGCGUGGUGCGCAGGCCGCUGUACCAGGGCGAGUACGCUGGCGGACUGGACGUCCCGCCUCAGGCACCUCAGAAGAGAACAGGAUUCGUCGGAGGCCGCGGACCGGAGGUGCCUUACUCAGCCGCUGCGCACGACGUGAUGUACUCCUACAGACCGGAUGUGCUUCCUGGUUGCACCAACGGAAGCAAGGAGGCCAUCUACUGUCUCCGAGACGAUGAGUAUCCACGGGCGGCUCUGCAUUUGUCCGUGGACCUGGAGCAAAACACGAUGCACAGGCUGCUGCCGGAGACGCCCGAGGGAGAUGGCAGCGCGGCGGCCGCGCUGUUCGUGGACAGCGCCGUGCCCGUCACAGAAUCUCCCGCCACCCGCGGCAGCAGCAGCAGCCACGGCGAGCAAGCGUCCGGCAGCGGUGUAAACGGCACAGUCGCUGAGUUGCCCCCGCCAUCGCUGACGGACGAGGGGUUCGCCUGCGCGGCCCGCGUGACGCACGCCCGGCCAUUGCGCGCGCGUACCGUUCAAGGCCUCUGGAAAGUGGUGGUCAACAUGCACAGUCCGCAUGGUCGGGGAGCCUUCCAGCAGAUGGUGCGCACCGAAGAGUGCAUGGAACCCGGAGGCAGCUGCAGCAACCUGGUGCAGUCGUCCCGGUGCGUACAGAAGUACAACCUGCACCGGCUGGUGGUGUGGACGCGCCAGGAGGGCAUCCACAUGGACACAUUCCGCCUGCCAGUCGCUUGCUCCUGUUACCUGGGGAAAGCCGACAGGAAGGCGACACAGCGUCGAGCCCCCGGCAGGACCUGACUUAACAGCCACCCAGUCGCCUGCGAUGACCACAAUCAGUGCCGCACGGUCGGCCCGUGUCUGCCGGCAACUGAGCGCGUGAUGACGCCCUCCAAUGCGUCGCCAUCUUACGUCGAGCCCUGCGCUUCAGAAUACGGGACAGUUAUUGUAUAUGUGAACACCGGACACCCAGUGCGGCCGCCAUAAUGCUCUCAUUAUUAUUAUUUUUUUUCUGAAAACUGCGAUGGGCGUAAAACUUGCUUAUACAAGGUUGUGUGGCCCGCGGCUUUGGAGUAUGGCGUUCCCAACAGACUCUGGGGAGAGACAAGCCAGGAUGUCUUGUUUUUGUUAAAUAUUAAUAUUACUACUACGAGAGGCGUCUCAAGAUUGGCCGUCUCACUUAAAACGUACUUGUCGCGAGUGGGUCGCGAUGCAAGAGAUGUGGCGAAAACGACUGCUUUCUGGGCGACUGGGCACUGGGAGUGGACGUCCUCGCGUGUGCGUAACACGAUGUACUUUGUUCGCGGUCCCGUUGCUGCAGCGUCGCAUGCGGCUCUUGCAUGCAAAACAUUUUGCAAUUUUCUACCAGCUCGUAGUUGCGAGAGUAGCUGAUGUUAUCUGAAUAUGGAACUGUGACCACGUUUUGCUGCAAAUAUCUCAGCUUUCGUUAGGCCUUGCGAUGACCUGAAAAUGUGCCGCUUUAAACCAGCCGAAGAAGUAAAGAAAAAAAAAGAAGGAAAGAAAGAAACACUGAUAGCGUUACAGCAAGGUUGAGAGUAAACUCACGAAAAAAAAGAAAGAAGUAAUGAAGUCUUUAGUAUCAUACCUAUACUGUCGGUGGCGUAACGAGAACAUAUAAUUAUUUUUAGGUACAAACGUUUCCUGAAUCCAUCGCCCCUUCCGUCCAACACUCUUAAACGAUGUGCUCACGACUUUAGAAUGCGGUUUUUCGCAAUAGCUUCUCACCCUUGCCGCACCAGGCUACCUCAGAAUCGUUUGCUGUCGCAAUUGACGUCGAGCCUCCGAAUAUUGUCACUUCCCCACGAGUCGGAUGCGUGACGCUCACGCGUCGUCACAGGCGCACGCGCGUCGUUAGCAAGUCCCGGACACGAGGCGCAUUUGUGUGGGGGUCAUCGAUUCUUUGCCGUGUUGGUUCCGUUAUACGGCACUUAAGUUACGGUACGCUGACCGCACUUUUAAAAUGAGUAUUUCGACUUCCUCCUGACUGUCGUGCAUACCCUGACCACUAUCCAGCGGCCGUGCCCUGACUCGCUAUACGAAGCGGUACAUAAUUGGCGACAGCGAAGUUCUUUCCAUCUCUGCAUGUAUUGCGACAUCUUUAGUUGUUGUUUUCUUUAUUUUCCUUUUGGGAGAUGCGAGAGAAAAACCGGCAGCAAUCCUGUCUUUCUUUUUUGUUUUUUCCUGCCUUUCGGAUCUUCUACGACCUUCUCGCCCCUGUUUUUACUGAGGUGAGUUAUAUAUUUCGCAGUCGCUACAAUUCGCUUCACCUUUAUGUUAUACACCUCCGUGCCGUCUGCGUGUAUAUAGUCGGCUGUUCAGCGCGCCGGGAAGGCUGUAGAUGUAGCCAUUCAGUUUUAUUAUGCUUGAAUGCAUUCGGUUGCUGCCUGGUGCAUUUCUUUUUUGCGUUUUCGUGUUACCGUUGCUAUGCCUCGCGCGCUUCUCCGCCGGAGCUGAGAGCAGGAAGCAUCUCAGCCUACUUGACGGGGAAUGGAAAGGCAAAUGUCAACUUCGCCACAGCUGGUUCUUUGUGCGUUCUCAUGAAAUAUUUUCUAUGUAGUUUAUCUUUGGUUGACUGUUCGCUCGAGUUGAAGUGAAAUAAAAGCCACA